This is a messenger RNA of Ciona intestinalis (vase tunicate), 576 nucleotides long. RefSeq lists its product as uncharacterized. The record is from RefSeq and is a predicted model, not a curated record. Lineage: Eukaryota; Metazoa; Chordata; Ascidiacea; Phlebobranchia; Cionidae.
AAUAAGUUAAAGCCGAGGAGGGGCGUUAUGUCAGCUUUACACUGGGAAGCAAGAAGAAAACAAGCCGUUUUUGACCGAAAGUCAGAGCAGCAGCGAAAACAACAAGCAUCAAAAGCAGCAACACUGGAUCUAUACAAUAAUGACAGAAUAAAGGAAGUAGCAAAUAAAAUGUCGGUGGAUCCAGCAACACCAACGUCAUCAUUACUGCACAGAUCCCAAGCACAGUUAAUCAAAUCACGAAAUUAUGAACAAGAGAACACACGUCAUCAUGAAGAUAAAGCAUCUGGCCCCAACGCGGAGCUAACGACCAAGUAUAGCGCAAAAUUAAAAAACCGUUACACGUCUAUUAACUACAUUCAGCAAUACUAAAUGAUACCGUUAUACUAAAAUAAAUGAAUGAAUUGUAGCUGAAUUUAAACAGUUGCUUUAAUUCCUCUUAAUGUAAUUUGAAUUAAUUUAAGCCUUACAAACAGUCAGGUUUAAAUUUAUUCUAAUGACGAUAUGAAAAUAAGUGCACAGAGUAUUAAAAGAGGUUGCGAUAAUAUUGUAGUUGCAAAUACAAUUUUAUACAUAAUU